CCCGUUUCUCCCACCCGUCACGCACGCCCGCCUUGACAUGAGUUGCAUUGACCUGGUAACCUGCCUAUCCUUCCACCUUGUUCCUUUGUAAACACAUUUGGCCUAUAUCUUUUUGUCUCCUGCCUUCUAAGAUCACCACAUCCUGGAUACCUAGGUAUCCAUUGGAUCACUUGCAGCCCCAUGUUGCAAGCAAGGCUGGACAUUCUCUACAUGCGAGACACAGAGGCUACCAUGGAAACCUCGGAACCAAUCAUGGCGCUCCCGCCCACCGACACCUCUGUGGGCGUCUCUCUGUUCGCUCGAGAUUCCAUCCCGAGACUCCCGGAGAUUUCGCAAAUCACCCUUGAGCACCCUCGGACCGAAUGGCAUACUUACAGCGAGUCCUGCCCCAGCCCAAACAUCCCGACGCGGUGUGAAUCAAUUUCGCGCGCACGCAUGCCGCAAUUUCGACAAUCCCGAAGAUGGGCCAAGAUGUAUGCCUGGUCACGCGCGGAAAUGGAGGCGGCUCCAACACCUCUCGACGCCGAAAAUCUCCCUUCGACAGGAUAUCUAUGCACGUCCGCCACUGGCAGCGAUCAGCACCUCGGACACCCAAUCUCUCUACAACAUCGCAGGCUUCCCAAAGCGAUGGCCAAAACAUUUGGACGUCCGAAAAUCCACCGGAACAUCAGCGAAGCCAGCGCUAGUUCUCAUCACCGCAACCUGUGCGCGCACAGCGCCGCUUAUUACUGGCGAUGUGUCAAACCUCUCAUCAGCAAGGUACCUCGCGCAAGCUCGAGGGUGUGGCCGAAUGGACGGCCUCGAAACCGGAAAGUGACAGCAACGAGGCGUCAAGACGUCGCGGGCCGGCGGCCAUCAGCUCUGAUUUUUGUGCCCGCCAACUCGCGAAGGGAAAGCAAGAUGGAGAACGAUAACGACAAAAGCUGUUGCGAACCUGGCUUGACUCUCGCCAAUGGAGCUCUCGGGUCAUGCCUCAACGGAGUCAGCCACGUCGAGAAUGAACCUGCUGGGUGUACCGGCCUUGCAGCAUCGCCGAUGCCCUCGCUUCAUAAUCCCAUCAGCAGCGGCCGAUUGUCAGACGAAUGUAGAAACGUUCAGAAAAAUGUGAACUUUGACAACGAUCGCUUGCAUCCGACUACCUCUUCAGUACCCGCUGUCGUCAUGCGAUCAUCUGCGAGGAAGCACACAUCCCAGGAAUUCACCCAGCAAUCGGAGACUGCCCGCAAGCGGGUAUUGUCUGCAAUUACCUCCAAGCCUCUCCCUCCAUCACCACCAAGAACAGAGGUCAGCAUACCUAUUGUGAACAACACCUCCACGCCCCCCCUCUCGGCUCACCCACCUCAAUGCCGAGAGUUUGCAGCUCAAGCUCCCGGCAACAUUCUCAGCAGCCUUAAUGGGAUGCUGCAUACUGCACAAACCGAGUCUCUGCCAGUCGUUUCAUCGUCUGCUGUAUCCCGUGAGAUGAAUCCACGAUACCAGCAUCAAAGCACUGCCAUCAGCCCACAGCCCAGACCCACGCGGCCUGUCAUGCGUCUCUCUUCCGCACGCUCGGCUAAGAGCGCCAAUACUCUGGUGGGAAUAGAAGCUCAAGUUCAAAGAAUGUCGCACUACAGCAUUGACGUGGAACUGAGACGAAAUGGGUCCACUGGAUCCAGCACUCGAAAUAGCGGACCUCCUCCCACCAUACCGUUGCCUGCGUUGCCGCCCGAAGCACACAAUGGACAACUGGCCGUGGCCAAAUCCACAGAGGACUUGGCGAGGCUGGAAGGUGGUCUCGAAGAGAACUUACAGAUUUGUCUUCACUUUGUGCGCCAUGUCAUCCAAAGCACUCGCGCUGAUAAGGUCCGAGAAAGGAGGAUGCGCGAUCUUGCCAAGUCGCGCAAUCGUUCGGGCAAGACUGACGGUCUGGGAACGAACGAAGCCCGCAAGAAGAGCUCCAUCUCCAGAAUCUCACAGACUGUCGCAUACCACGUGGAUGAACUUGAUCACUUUCCAGCUGUCCCAGAUUCCCGACCAACAAGUCUCUACAGUAUGUCUACGUCUUGUUACAGUCGCCAGCACAGCCCAGAGUUGAGGAUUCGUCAACAACGCCGCAUGUCCAAAGUCCAAUCAACUGAAACCCAACGGAGCAUUCCUCAAACGCUCAGUCAGAGCAAUAUUUUCGUCGUUGUCGAUACCGAUCCCGUUACGGCGCGUUUUCGCGCGGGCGCUAUAAGCCCCAGACUGAGCAUUGCAGGCAGUACCACCAGCGCGGCAAGUCCAAAACAUGCACGAACUCCUUCAAAGCUCAAAGAGGUCAUGGCCAACAGGUUAAGUCUAUGCGAGAGCCCGAGGCGAGACAAUGUUCUAGGCAGCCCCAUGGAGAGCCCGAGACGGAAAGCAGCAGGAUGCAGCCCGAUUGGCAAGCAAGGUGUCAAACUUCGUCGAUCACAGUCUUGCUCGAGCGGCCAAUUCAAGCCUCCUGGAAGAGUUGACAGCCCAGCCCCGAGCAGUUCUAGUGACGACAAUUGGCUAACCCCUGGUGAAAAAUUCUCGCCAGUCAAGCCUGCCAGCCCCAGUCAACAGAGGAAACGCCGACGAUGGAACAGCGGCGACAUCAACCUCGUCAGACAGCUGCACCAAGAUCUACGCGACUACUAUGUCACGAUCUUGGAGCAGGAGGAGAAGAUUAAGUGGCAAGCCACGCAGAUCCAGACGAUGAUGAAGAUCUUUGCGCCAAUGAACCAGAUCCAAGGGCUGGAAGAAUCUGUCCACCUUCAGGAUUCUCCGGACCGAGACACCCACCCAAGCAACAGACAAAUCAGAAAGUGUCGGAGUGCCGUUACAGACAGGCGACCGCCGAGUUCCGGUUCUCGCUCUCGCUUUCCACUGUUUAGCAUCAACGAGCAAACACUCAACAGCCAAGCUCACAAAGCAGCAAAUAAAGGGGAUGCUAGUAGCACAGCCCCUUCUUCAGAUACGAUGUCCCUGGCGUCCCUCAGAGCUAGUGCUUCUGAGACGUCACUGACGGAGCAGGAAAAACUUACGGUACCCGUCCGCAAGCAAGGCGCCAACCUGGAUACAUGGGGUUGGAUAUAGGUCGCGUGGGCCGCUGGCGCUGGCGCUGGCGCUGGCGCUGGACUUGCGAAAACAUGUAAACUUACAAGGAGGAUCUGGAGUUCACGUCGGUUUGGCCAGGACAGGUCUUCGGGAUAAUGGAUGAAAUUGGAUGAAUC
This is a messenger RNA of Cladophialophora immunda, 3215 nucleotides long. RefSeq lists its product as uncharacterized. The coding region runs from base 181 to 3078 and encodes 965 amino acids. The transcript has a single exon. The record is from RefSeq and is a predicted model, not a curated record. NCBI's taxonomy places the organism in Eukaryota, Fungi, Ascomycota, Eurotiomycetes, Chaetothyriales, Herpotrichiellaceae.